AUGCGACCAAAUAAAGACGGCACUGGCCCUGCGGGGGUUGCGGCAAACGGGCUGGCCCUGAGGGUGGUUAUCAUGCGGGCAAGGAAUCUGGCGGCCAAAGAUCGUAGUGGAACUUCGGAUCCGUAUCUCGUUGUCACCCUUGGCGACGCCCGAGUCGUCACCCACUCCGUCCCCAAAACCCUCAACCCCGAAUGGAACGUCAUCGAAGAGCUACCCAUAAGCUCUGUACAAAGCCUAGUGGUGGGCGUCAUAUGCUGGGACAAGGAUCGCUUUGGCAAGGAUUAUCUCGGAGAGUUCGAUCUAGCGCUCGAAGAGAUCUUCCAGAACGAAGUCGCCGAACAAGAGCCACGGUGGUAUCCUCUCAAGAGUAAACGCCCAGGCAAGAAAACCAGCAUCGUCUCCGGCGAAGUGCAGCUUCAAUUUACCCUACUCGACACUACAGCCCCGUUUCUCCCCCAGCAACAACUCUUUGAAAAGUUCUACGCCCUUGUUGGCACAGUUCCCGUCGGCUCGUCCCGAAAUGUUACACCUACCGAAACUCCCCUGCUCACCCCAAGUGCCGCGGCGCAUUUGGGUGGCUCAUCGUCGGCAGACGGGCUUGGUGAUGAAGACGAUGAGGAUGACCUUACGGAGCUCGAGGAAGAUAUUGCCGACGACGCCGAGGAUCCCUCAAAACCAGAGACUGCUGAGAAGCGUCGGCGGCGACUUCGCAUCAAGGGCCUCAAGAAGAAGAGGCGGCAAGACCCCUACGCUUUUACCAAUGGCGACUCCGACGUUGUUGGCAUCAUCUACUUGGAGAUUUCCAAGAUCACUGACCUUCCGCCUGAGUCGAACCUGACGCGGACUGGCUUCGAUAUGGACCCAUUUGUUGUGGCAUCCCUAGGCAAGAAGACUUACCGCACCAAGCGAGUCCGACACAACCUCAACCCGGUCUUCAAUGAGAAGAUGAUCUUCCCAGUACAGAAUCACGAGAAGCAAUACUCAUUUGCUUUUACCGUCAUUGACCACGACAAAUAUUCCGGCAAUGACUUCAUCGCUUCGUGUAACCUGCCUAUUCAGACGCUCAUAGAAAAGGCGCCCCAGGCAAACCCAGAGACGGGGUUGUAUGAAGUUCGCUCUCCCGAGCCGGAACCAUUGCCGGCACCGGUUCCCACAAAAUCUCGUCUCCAGAAGCUCGGGGUUUCCCGGUCCUCGUCGACGCAGAGUCUAAGCAAGAUGAUGAAGGCGCAGGCCCCUAGGUCUACCCCUUCAAACGGCUCUUCUUCACUUACAGCGCUUGGCGAUGGAAGCGGCCCUCAGUCCAGCAGCACGUCCCUGGCACCUGCAGAUGCUCUUUCCAACACACCAGUCGAAGCUUCAGAGCAGGCUAUGGAGGCAGACGACCCCGAUCUCGCUGAGUACGCUCUUCCGUUGAAGAUGAAGAACCUAGACAAGUGGGAAAGCAAGCACAAUCCCGUCAUCUACAUGAGAGCCAAGUAUGUACCGUACCCAGCCCUCCGCCAGCAGUUUUGGCGGGCGCUGUUGAAGCAGUAUGAUACAGACGAAAGUGGUCUGAUUAGCAGGAUUGAGCUGAGCACAAUGCUGGAUACUCUUGGCUCGACAUUGAAGGACUCUACCAUUGACAGCUUCUUCCAGCGCUUCCCUCACAAGGCUGCCGAUAACGAGGACUCGUGGGAGCUGACCUUUGACGAAGCCGUGUUGUGCCUAGAAGAUCAGCUACAGGCCAAGAGCCGAUCUGGAAGCAAGACUCCUAUUCUGGAUCCAGGCUCCGAUGGCUCAGGGAACUCGACGCCCCAGAUUAUGGUCGAACCGCCAGCGGAGGCGACCACCCCUAUUCCCGAGAUUAGCACACCAAACGAAGAGGGAGAGGAGGGGUAUUUUGAUCAAGAUUCCAAGGAAGAACACGUGGUGGAAAUUCGGGAGUGCCCCAUCUGCCAUCAGCCACGCCUGAACAAGCGCAGCGACGGCGAUAUCGUUACGCACAUUGCGACGUGUGCGAGCCAGGACUGGCGCCAGGUCAACACAGUCCUCGUGAGCGGAUUUGUGACGGCCAGCCAAGCGCAAAGGAAAUGGUACUCCAAGGUCAUCACCAAAAUCUCGUAUGGUGGAUACAAGCUCGGCGCCAACUCGGCAAACAUUCUCGUUCAGGAUCGUCUCACGGGACAGAUUAACGAGGAGAAGAUGAGCGUCUAUGUGCGCUUGGGUAUUCGACUCCUCUACAAGGGGCUGAAGUCGAAGGACAUGGAGAAUAAGCGAAUCCGGAGAAUGUUGAAGAAUUUGAGCAUCAAGCAAGGCAAGAAAUUUGACGACCCUGCUUCACGGGACGAAAUCGAAAAGUUCAUCGACUUUCAUCGCCUGGACAUGUCAGAAGUCUUGCUGCCGAUUGAAGAGUUCAAAAACUUUAACGAAUUCUUCUAUCGUGCGCUCAAGCCGGGUGCCAGGCCGUGCUCAGCGCCAGACAACCCUCGCAUCAUCGUUUCGCCAGCGGAUUGCCGAAGUGUUGUCUUUAAUUCAAUCUCGCAGGCGACCAAGAUCUGGGUCAAGGGUCGCGAAUUCAACAUGAAGAGGCUCCUCGGAGAUGCCUAUCCAGACGACGUCUCGCGGUACGAGGGCGGCGCUCUGGGCAUCUUCCGACUGGCCCCUCAGGACUAUCACAGAUUCCACAUUCCCGUUGAUGGCGUCAUGGGCAAGCCCAUUACCAUUGCUGGCGAGUAUUACACAGUCAACCCGAUGGCGAUUCGCUCGGCAUUGGAUGUGUACGGCGAGAAUGUGAGAGUGCUGGUGCCCAUCGACAGCGAGGUCCACGGACGGGUCAUGGUCAUCUGUGUCGGAGCCAUGAUGGUGGGUAGCACCAUCAUUACACGCAAGGAAGGCGAGCACGUGCGUCGUGCCGAAGAACUUGGCUACUUUGCGUUUGGUGGCAGCACGGUUCUGUUGCUGUUUGAGCCUGGCAAGAUGCGAUUUGACGACGAUCUCGUGGAUAACUCUAACGGAGCCCUCGAGACCUUGAUUCGCGUCGGCAUGUCGAUUGGACAUUCGCCCACUCAAUCACAGUGGACUCCAGACAUGCGUAAGAACGAGCAGGACAUCACGGAAGCUGAUAAACAGGAGGCGAAGAGACGAAUUCAAGGCAGCGCGGCGCUAGAGGAGGAGUCGCCUGGUGGCAGCGGUGAUGAGAACCGGGGAACUAAGAGGACAUCGCUUCCCCCGACUGUCAACACAAUGGCAGCAUCAGCACUGUAG
Messenger RNA from Trichoderma breve, 3243 nucleotides. RefSeq names its product phosphatidylserine decarboxylase domain-containing protein. The transcript has 6 exons. The record is from RefSeq and is a predicted model, not a curated record. Bases 1 to 3243 code for a protein of 1080 amino acids. Gene Ontology annotation, molecular function: calcium ion binding; phosphatidylserine decarboxylase activity. Gene Ontology annotation, biological process: phospholipid biosynthetic process. Lineage: Eukaryota; Fungi; Ascomycota; Sordariomycetes; Hypocreales; Hypocreaceae.